Messenger RNA from Macrosiphum euphorbiae (potato aphid), 489 nucleotides. NCBI's taxonomy places the organism in Eukaryota, Metazoa, Arthropoda, Insecta, Hemiptera, Aphididae. The record is from the annotation of a GenBank genome assembly.
AUGUCGUCACGAUUUUCCACAGAAGCACUGAGUGGCGCGGGCGAGGCGAGCACCGAAGAGGCAGCUUCGUCGUGGAGCUCGGCCGUGUCGGAGGACCACACGUCGCCGGACAGCUGCGCCACGAGCAACAGCCGGCCCGGUUCCACGGUCGACCACCGACGCGAUCGCCACAGCCGUCCGCCGUCGUACGCCACUGCAGGCGCCGCUGCCGCUGCUGCCGUCGCCGCUGUUACAGCCGCAGCGAACGCCACUGACGCCAACCCGUACGCAUGCCAGUACUGCGACAAGACGUUUCCCCGGGGAAGCUACCUGAAAAAACACGAACAGGUGGGUUUUCGUUUUCGCUAUUAUUUAGCUAUACCUACGUCUUAUCCUACACCUAUACCUCUAACAAUAACAGUAAAAUACUACAUAAAGGAUGCGAGUCAGAAUUUCAGAUUGAGACAAAAUACAGUUUUGAAAAACUAUCGAUUUAUUAGUUCUGUAUAA